Messenger RNA from Thunnus maccoyii (southern bluefin tuna), 1347 nucleotides. RefSeq names its product complement factor H-related protein 1-like. The record is from RefSeq and is a predicted model, not a curated record. The coding region runs from base 1 to 1182 and encodes 393 amino acids. The transcript has 7 exons. Lineage: Eukaryota; Metazoa; Chordata; Actinopteri; Scombriformes; Scombridae.
AUGCAGUUGUCUUUAAUCUUUCUGCUCCUCCAACUGUGGGGGAAUGUGGCAGUUUCUUUAUCACAAAAUGCAUGUUUGAGGCUCCCAGAUGUUCCUCAUGCCCAUGUGUCAGAAGAGACCAAAAAAUCUGAGUACCAACAACAUGAUGUGAUACAUUUUACUUGUGAACCCGGUUAUACAUCAUAUGAAACCUCCAAAUAUGUUUGCACACAUGAAGGCUGGCUGACAGUCCGGCAGGAAAUGUGCUACUCAUGUUCGGAGCUCCCAGAUGUUCCUCACGCCAGCAUUUCAGAGGAGACCAAGAAAGCUGAGUACCAAGAAGGAGACAUCAUACAUUUCACUUGUGACCCUGGUUAUAUAUCAGGUCAAACCAUCAAAUACGUAUGUACAAGCACAGGCUGGCUGGCAGUCCAUCGGGGAGCGUGCUAUUUUCCAGCUUCGAGCUGUGAUGCCCCGCCUGCAAAUGGAGGGAUAACAGUAAAAGGUUUGCCAGAAAAUGAUGAUCCCAUCGUUCCUGAUCACAUACUCACAUUUAGCUGUGAUGGUCCUGGGACAAUUCUUGUUGGUAGUUCAGUGCUGAUAUGUGGCAAAGAUGGACGGUGGGAUAAACCAUUCCCUUCUUGCAGAGUUCCUGCGGGCUGUGGAAUACCACCUCGCCUUGUAAAUGGAUUCACCAAGACCACCACUAUACAUCACUAUGAGCAUGAUGAAAGAGUUGAAUACAUGUGUAAGAACCGCUACGUCAUAGAGGGCAAGCCUUUCAAAACCUGCAACAAUGGUGAAUGGACUGGAGAGAUGAGAUGCCGCGUUCCUGCAGGCUGUGAAAGACCACCUGUCCUUGCAAAUGGAGACACCACGACCAGUGCUAAACCUCGAUAUGAGCAUAAUGAAAGAGUUGAAUACAUAUGUCAGAUAUACUACAUCAUGGAGGGCGAGCCUUACCAAACCUGCAACAAUGGUGAAUGGACUGGAGAGAUAAAAUGCCUCCAACCCUGCACUGUGGAUAGAGAACUCCUGGAAGCACAUAAUCUUGAAUUCAGACGUACAGGUGGAGAUAAAUUGUAUUCAGCCCAUGAUGAUGUAAUAGAGUUCCGGUGUGUCAGAGGAACAACACAUGACGGCAGAGUGGGAAUGCGUCAGAAGUGUAAUGAUGGUGUGAUGGACCUGCCAACUUGCCAUUAAGAGUUUUAGUCAGCUGGAAGUGUUAAACAUGAGCUGUCUGGACAAACAUGUAAAAGAUAAUCAGAGUUAAUUUUUUAAUGACAAAAUUAACAGUUGACAGUUGUGCACUGGUCCACUGUCUAUACUUCAGUUUUCAAUAUUAAUAAAACAUAUACAGUUUGUUCA